UAGUCAUUUUAGAUGUCACAAUAAGUCCACAAGUUCAGUAUAAAUUAUUUUAAAAAUUAAGCUAAAAAUAUUAUAGUGCUAACGUUUGACAAUAUUCUUUAUUUACGACUCGAGUACAAUUGAUUGACUUAUUGCUAAUUACACAUUCACAAUGCAAAGUGAGUAGUUAUUGAUGGAAAGCUAGUAAAGUAACAUGGAUUACUCAAAUAUAGCAGAUAGCUGCCGAGCGUGUCAAAUUAAGACACAGGAAAACGCUCAGAAGAUAUUCAUCUUUAACACAAUGAAGCUUCCGGACAUCUUCAAGGAAACCACAUCCCUGGACAUUCAAGAGAACGAUGGACUACCCAAAGUACUUUGCUCUGCCUGCUACGAUCGCCUCCUGGAAGCUUACAACUUCCGGAAAAUGUGUUCUGCUGCAGUUCUGCACUUCCAGAAGAUCCUGUCAAUGGAUGUUCCGGAGGAGAAAUACACCCCAUCUGAAAAUCUAAGCGAUGUUCCUUUGACGGACAUAAAACUGACGGAUAUAAAGACAGAGCCAGAUUUAGAUGUGCCUAGUUUUCCUCAAUCAAGUGACCUAAACUGCCUUCCGGAGAAGGAAGAUUCUGACAGUGAUAUUUCCGAUACGCUAUCCAUAGAUGACAAGCUCCCGGAAAUACUAAAGACGGACCCUGAUGAUGAUGCGUCCUUGAUCUCCAUAAAGACCGAGGAGCAAGAGCAACUUCCUGUUCUCCAGGACGAACGUAACAGCCUGGUGUGGUGCGAUUACUGCAAUUCAAAAUUUUUUGAGAAGUCGCUUCUAGAGAUGCACAUGAGGGAGAAACAUCUGGGAUUGAAAUCUUUGGAAUGUAAAAUUUGUGGGAAAAAAAUCACUAAAAACACCUUAGCUAAUCACAUGGCUACGCACAGCAAAAUUAAGCUCUUCUAUUGCCCGGAAUCACAAUGUAAUUGUGAAAAGUACUUUGACACUAAGUCUAGCCUGUAUCAUCAUAUGAAGACAACACAUGGCCUGAUGUAUUCUAAACUUUCUAUGAUCCACCUCAAAACCGUCAAUACAAAACGAGUUCCGGAAGCUAAUGAGCAUCAGAAAGACAAUAACCAAAACGUCUGUGCAAUUUGUGGAGUUAAGAAUAUUACAUCUGAUGAGCUGAAGAGUCACAUUCACAUGAAUACUCACAAGAAAGAGAAUAUGUGGUGUUGCGAUUUAUGUACGUACAAAUCCCGUAGAAGAAAUUGUUUGAUACACCAUGUAAAGUCAGUUCAUCAUGGGGUAAAGGAUUUUCAUUGUCUAUACUGUGAGAAAUCUUUUGUAACAGAAAAGGGUCUGAAACACCAUAUACUUAUCCACGAAGGUAUUAUGAUGUAUAAAUGCAAAUUUUGUGGGAUAAAGAAAGUAUCGAAGUCAGAAGUGAUACGACAUGAGAAAGUUCACACGAAAGAAAAAGUACUUUCACGUGAAAAAUCUCCUAAAAAAACACCUAAAAAAUCUCCUAAAAAAUCUCCAAAAAAAUCUCCAAAAAAAUCUCCUAAAAAAUCAUCUUGUAAAAAAAAUAAGAAGCAACCCGUGAAGACAGUUCGUCGAGGAGUGACGGUUUUUCAGUGUCAGUACUGUCAGAAAUGUUUCGUGACACCCGAAGGUCUGAAUAACCAUAUACUCAACCACAAAGGUCUUACGAAGUAUAAAUGUACAUUUUGUGGAAUCAAGAGAAUAUCGCUAACGGCAAUCAAAAAGCAUGAGAGUAUUCACAAGAAGGAAAAAAUAUCAGAACAGAAAGAUAGCAUUAGCAGGCAUGAGAGUACUCAUACGAAAGACAAGAAUUUUAUCCCCAUAAAUUAACUUGUAUAAGAAAUAUGAGGGAUCACGUGAAAGUAGUUCAUCAGGAAGUCAGUAACUUCAUAUGAAAGCGUUUGCACGAUAAGAUUGUUCCCAAGAAUAAUGCUUUAAAAAUGAAGUCUACAUAUAGAGUAAGUGUGCCAAAUUCCGGCCAGCUUGCAAUUUCGGCCACCUUUUUUGUUCCUUGAAUUUCCGUGAAUUUUUAGUUUUUACAUACUCUAGAGAUUAUACAAUGCAAAAGAAUAACAAAAAUGUGGCUUCGACAAACGAGAUGACGAGAAAAAGACAUUGGAAAAAUUCCCGAAGGCCAAGGAACUAUGAGAAUGAAGGUGUCCGAAAUAGGGCACCAAAGCUAUGCCUACAUUUUUAUUCAUUUUAAAAUGUAUUAAAAAUGAUUUUAGAGUAAAUAAAGACGAUAAACUGUCUACAAGGUUCUAAGCAACACUCCUUAAGUAAAAGGAAUAAAAAAAAUCAAUUUCUAUUAAAGAUAUUACAUUUCAAACUUGAGACUUUGGCGCUUGCAUGCAACUAUGCCGAAAUUUGGCACACUUACCCUAAUAUUAAAAAAAAGAAAAAUACUUUUUGAAACUUUAAUUCAUUGUAGUUUUAUUAGAUAUAUUAAUUUUUUAUUCAAGUAUUUGAUUUGCGAAA
Molecule: messenger RNA, 2482 nt
Organism: Phlebotomus papatasi
Lineage: Eukaryota; Metazoa; Arthropoda; Insecta; Diptera; Psychodidae
Product: oocyte zinc finger protein XlCOF7.1-like
Exons: 1
Coding region: 194-1834 (546 amino acids)
Biological process (GO): regulation of transcription by RNA polymerase II
Cellular component (GO): nucleus
Molecular function (GO): DNA-binding transcription activator activity, RNA polymerase II-specific; RNA polymerase II cis-regulatory region sequence-specific DNA binding; zinc ion binding
Source: RefSeq, a predicted model, not a curated record